AUGCGUCUCGACCUUCGUCGCCAGCCGAAACAGCGGGGGGUCUCUGUGGCUGCUCGGAACACGGGUGAAGCUGCGCGCGACGCUUCUGGUGCUUCCGGUGACAACGCCAUGGCCUCCAAUGGCACAAGCGCGUCCAGUGAGGUGGUCAUCUUGGACUACAAGGACGUGGUGGAAGGGAAGGAUUUGAAAGCCGAGAUUGCCAAGGCCUAUGGCCCUGGUGGCUUGGGGAUUUGCGCCCUUCGCGGCGUUCCGGGCCUCGAAGACUGCCGGAAGAGGCUCCUACCUUUAGCACACAAGCUGGCUCACUUGCCCAAAGACGUGCUUGAGAGCUAUGAGCGAGCCGAUGCACAUUACUGCGUGGGCUGGAGCCACGGCCGAGAGAAGUUCAAGGGGAAGCCCGACAUGGCCAAAGGCAGCUUCUACGCGAACCCCGUCUGGGAUGAUCCAGCGGAAGGGGAUGAAGCGGUCCGAGAAAAGUACCCCUACGCGGCGACGCGGAACAUUUGGCCCAAGGAGGUGCCUGAAAUGGAGGCAGCCUUCAAAGCCAUGGGGCAGCUAGUCUAUGACUGUGGCAAGCAUUUGGUGAAACACUGCGAUCGCUUCGUCCAGUCGCAAUAUCCCAGUCAUGAGCAGCAACUGCAUGAUGCUGCCUACAAGAACUCCAAGAUGCUCGCUGGCCGGUUACUACACUACUUCUCACCAACCCCUGACAACUCCACGGACGAUGCCUGGUGUGGCUGGCACAACGACAACAGCGUCUUGACUGGUUUGGUCCCUGCGAUGUGGCUCUAUGAAGAUACCGGGGAAGAGGUCCCAUCCACCACCAGCCUCUCCAGCACUGGCGGGCUUCACGUCCGUGGACGCGACCGGAGUGUCUUGCGCGUGCCGCUGCCUUCCGACUGCCUGGGCUUUCAGAUAGGCGAGGCCGCCCAGGUCUUGAGCGGAGGGGCCUUGGUGGCGACGCCGCACCAGGUCCGCUCCCAUCAACGGAGAGAGGGUGAACGGCCCAUUUGCCGGGAGUCCUUCGCACUCUUCAUUGAGCCGCAGUGGGACGCGGCGAUUGCACCUCCCAAGGGCGUGGGCUACGACUCCGUUUUGAAAGAAGAGGAGACUGAGUUGAUCCCGCCGCUCUCGAAGCGGCUGAAGCGCACGCCGCCGGACGAGACGCCGGUGGUCUUUGGAGAAUAUCUGGCGGAUUCCUUCCAAGAGUACUACAAACACAACAACUGA
Molecule: messenger RNA, 1230 nt
Organism: Durusdinium trenchii
Lineage: Eukaryota; Dinophyceae; Suessiales; Symbiodiniaceae
Source: the annotation of a GenBank genome assembly